This is a messenger RNA of Clupea harengus (Atlantic herring), 1130 nucleotides long. Its product is annotated as zinc finger protein 239-like. Gene Ontology annotation, molecular function: RNA polymerase II cis-regulatory region sequence-specific DNA binding; DNA-binding transcription factor activity, RNA polymerase II-specific. The coding region runs from base 137 to 958 and encodes 273 amino acids. NCBI's taxonomy places the organism in Eukaryota, Metazoa, Chordata, Actinopteri, Clupeiformes, Clupeidae. The record is from RefSeq and is a predicted model, not a curated record. Gene Ontology annotation, biological process: regulation of transcription by RNA polymerase II. The transcript has a single exon.
GUCUCUAGGUAGACACUUUUAUCCUAAGUCACUUCCAAUAGACUUUCUAGCAAUUCUAGCAAAUAACCAAUAGAUAUACUGUAUAUAUAUAUAUAUAUAUAUAUAUAUAUAUAGUAUGAAUAUUUUUUAAAGGCGUAUGUUUGCCUUUAUGGUUGGAAUUAUGUACCAGAUAGAGGAUAAGGGAGAAUAUAUGACUAAUACAUUAUUUUCUAAUAUUAUAGAGGAUGUCCAAAGGAUCCAAUCUAACCAAAGAAGCAAAACUGAGCAAAAAAGAAACAAAGAGAGACUUCACAAACGCCCCCAGUGCAGAAAGACUUCAUACCAGGAAUUACAUCAGCUACAGGACACCAGGAAGAAACAACAUGAAUGCUCCCAGUGUUUCAAAACAUUUACUAAACGUUUCAGUCUUACAAUUCAUCAACAAAUACACACAGGAGAAAAAACCCAUCAUUGCAGUACAUGUGGGAAGGCCUUUAGUCAAAUGUCUAAUCUCAAGACACACCAGAGGAUCCACACCGGGGAAAAGCCAUACCAGUGUACUUCAUGUGGCAUGGCCUUUAAUCAUUUGUCUGCUCUCAAGAUACACCAGAUGAUCCAUACUGGGGAAAAGCCACACCAGUGCAGUACAUGUGGGAAGGCCUUUAGUAACGUGUCUGAUCUCAAGAAACACCAGAGGAUCCAUACUGGGGAAAAGCCACACCAGUGCAGUAUAUGUGGGAAUGCCUUUGCUCGAAUGUCCAAUCUCAAGAAACACCAGAGGAUCCAUACUGGGGAAAAGUCACACCAGUGCAGUACAUGUGGGAAGGCCUUCAGUCAAAUGUCUAAUCUCAAGAGACACCAGAGGAUCCAUACUGGGGAAAAGCCAUAUCAGUGUUCUCAAUGUGGAAAGGCCUUUAGUCGAAUGUCUACUCUCAAGACACACCAGAGAAUCCAUACAAAUGAUGUGCUGUCCUGCUAAUACAUGAUGGAGUAUCUCUAACUGAAAUUGUUUUUGAUUAGCUGAGUUUUUAAUAACAUUUGAUGUACAAGAUGAAGUAUUAUUUGAUCCUAUUUGAAACGUGUGUUGGGGUAGAGAUUGAAACAUAAAUUGUUAGGGUACAUGAAUUGAAUAAAACUAAAACUUGAAGUGA